CCUUUUCCUUGAAAAACUAAACCAGAGGACAGAUGCGCCUAGAGAGAUAAGCAGAACCAGUUCAGACUGAGCUAGCUCCGUGACCCCUACCCUUCAUCCCGGUCUCCCUUACCCGUGGGGAGAUAAAUUUGGGUGUGGCUGCUUCCUUUGUGUCCUGAAGAGAUGGCUUGGGACACAUCUGUCUGCCUAUCAGUCUGUCUUUCUAUCAGUCUGCCUAUCAUCUAUCUAUCUAUCUAUCUAUCUAUCUAUCUAUCUAUCUAUCUAUCUAUCUAUCUAUCUAUCUAUCUAUCUAUCUAUCUAUCUAUCUAUAUCUAUGCAUACGCACUCUAAGGAAAGGAAACGAGGAGGAGGAGGAGGAGCAGGAGGAGGAGGAGGAGGAGGAGGUGGGGGAUAGGGGCCAGGAUAGAGGGAGAGCCUUGCCACAAAAUCCAGAAAGUGGUCAAUCGGGUCCAGUGCCACAGCAAGCGCCAAAAGGACGGGGGAUUGAAAGCAGGUGUGACGAUGAGAUCAGCGGGAACUUUGGAAAGAGCACCUUGGGUUCAAUGAGGCCAGAACCCAGAUGAAGGGGCCCAAAGGGAGGGCAGAGAGAGCUCCUCCCCAGCUCCCCGCCCCGAUCUCAGCACUGAACACACAGAGAUGAGGGGCUCGGACCAUGCAGGGUACUGAUCCCCGCAGAAGGCCAGAAAAAUGAGCCUUCCUUCGUUGUUUCCCGGCACUAAGCGGGCAGUCCCCUCCCUCCUUCCCAGGCUCGGGUCAUUCCGAGGCUGCCAGCCAGCCAGGGCCCCGCUGAGCGGGGCGGAGCUCGGGUUAGCCGAGGCCGAAGAGGAAGAGGAGGAGGAGGAGCUUGGGUGGCCCGAGGCCAAGGCGAUGGCGGCGCCGGGCGCUGCGGGCGGCCGGGCUCUGCUCCGGGGCCUCUGCCUCUCGCUCAGGCGAGCAGGAGCCGGCUCCCUGUCCCGGAGCUUCCGCAGCAGCGCCGUCAGAUGUGAAGCCACCAUUAUCUCAGGAACUGAAAUGGCCAGACAAAUCUGUAAAGAAAUAUGUCAGGAGGUGGAAUCAUGGGUGUCCCUUGGCAACAGCAAACCUCAUCUUAGUAUUAUUUUAGUAGGAGACAACCCAGCAAGCCAUACCUAUGUAAGAAAUAAGAUAAAAGCUGCUACAGCUGUUGGCAUUGUUAGUGAGGUCAUUUUGAAACCUAAAGACGUUUCUCAGGAAGAACUUUUGGACAUAACUGAGCAACUGAACAUGGACUCAAGAGUUAGUGGUAUAUUAGUUCAACUGCCUUUGCCAGAACACAUAGCUGAACGAACGGUCUGUAAUGGAAUUGCACCUGGAAAAGAUGUAGAUGGAUUUCAUAUUGUCAAUGUUGGACGACUAUGUCUGGAUCAACAUUCUAUGAUACCAGCAACUGCCUGUGCUGUUUGGGAGAUAAUAAAAAGAACAGGAAUCGAAACAUUUGGGAAAAAUGUGGUUGUUGUUGGAAGAUCCAAGAAUGUAGGAAUGCCUAUCACAAUGCUUUUACACACUGAUGGAGAGCAUGAAAGACCUGGAGGUGAUGCAACAGUGACAAUAACUCAUAGAUACACUCCAGAAGAGCAGCUGAAGAUCCAUACACAGAUGGCUGAUAUUAUCAUAGUAGCUGCAGGCAUUCCAAAGAUGAUUACCUCAGACAUGGUCAAAGAAGGUGCUGCUGUAAUUGAUGUCGGUAUCAACCAUAUCCAUGACCCUGUAACAGGAAGGACAAAAUUAGUAGGUGAUGUGGACUUUGAAGAAGUUAAGAAGAAAGCUAAGUUUAUCACUCCAGUACCAGGUGGUGUGGGGCCUAUGACUGUGGCAAUGCUUCUGAGGAAUACCCUUCUGGCAGCCAAGAAGAUCAUUUACUAGACAACUCCUGGUACAUGGCACCAAAAUAAAACUGAUGCCACGUGGCUUAUUAGUCAAGAGUCAAAACUUCUAUAUUUUACUAUGAAGCUAUUUAUUUCUACAUUAUAUUUAUUUUUCGUGUCUGUAAUGGUUUUGAAUUGGGCAGCUCACAAAAUCGUAUGCAUUUUCUGCUAAUUUUAGUUUAAUAAAAAUAAAAGCAGCCACUGCUCUUGCCUUCUGGAUAACACUGGUUCACUAAAAAGAUUAAGCUGCUUGAUGCUGAAAGAAUAAAGGACUUAGAGUCAGGUGGCAGGUUUCUGAGAAUAUUCACAACCAUUCCUUAAAGGAAUCUUGGAUGAUUUCAUCAUGUGCAUGGAGACGCCUCAUCAUAGGGCAGCAUUUAAGGGAGAAUUUUACUCUACUGAAUCAGAUGCUUUCUUUUAUAGCCAACAGUCAACACAAUAGGAUCUUGUUUUCUAUCUGUUGUGUAACUAGCAAGAUGUGGUCUCUUAUGGAAUAUUUAUGAAAGCCAGACUGUUCCCUUCUCAUGCCUUCAUCAGAGAUGCUGUCAAAAUGUGUGUGACUAAUUAAAGAUUGUUUUUAGA
Messenger RNA from Dromiciops gliroides (monito del monte), 2465 nucleotides. RefSeq names its product methylenetetrahydrofolate dehydrogenase (NADP+ dependent) 2 like (gene MTHFD2L). Gene Ontology annotation, cellular component: mitochondrion. The record is from RefSeq and is a predicted model, not a curated record. Lineage: Eukaryota; Metazoa; Chordata; Mammalia; Microbiotheria; Microbiotheriidae. Gene Ontology annotation, biological process: tetrahydrofolate interconversion. Gene Ontology annotation, molecular function: methenyltetrahydrofolate cyclohydrolase activity; methylenetetrahydrofolate dehydrogenase (NADP+) activity; methylenetetrahydrofolate dehydrogenase (NAD+) activity. The transcript has 8 exons. Bases 688 to 1881 code for a protein of 397 amino acids.